AUGAAAAACGAAAGUGAAAGCAGAGUUUCAAUUGAUAAUUUAUCAAUCAAUAAGGCCACAGCUCCCUAGGUAACUAAUUACAAGUAAUUGGUUUGUUGUUUCGUAAAAUAAAUGCUCUUUGAUGUAGUGAUUCCUGGAUAGAAGAUGUUCACUGAAGACAAGAAACAAAACCUGAGAAACUAGAUCUUAUUCUAUCAACAAGGCUUCGCAAGAAAUAUGAAUGAUGAAUAAGCAUAUUCAGAAUUGAUAUUGUUAACUACAUCAUCUCCUUAAUUUAUAGAAAUGCUCAAAAUGACAUGCUAUAGUUUGAUAGGAUAAAAUCAAGAGAUUGAAGCUUAAAUCAAUAAGGAAUUGAAUAGAAGUAUAUCGUCAAUCGAAACAUUUUGUGGAAACAUUAAGAUGAUCGAAAAAACUAUAACCAUUAAUUGGUCAACUAAUAGAUAAAAGCUAUACAGUAAAACGAUUAUUGAUAUAAUCAUGAGAGGGUUGUUGCUCAGUUAUAUCUUAGAGAUCAUCAUCAGAUCCUCUUUGAAACAAGACUUUACGUUUAAUUUUUCAAUUACGAUUGAAUACAAUCAAUGUUGUUUAGAAAAAGAGGUCUAACCAGUAUUUAAAAUUCGUGAUCAGACAACAGAAUAUGAAUUUAAAUUUUAUAAGCUUUGA
Messenger RNA from Paramecium tetraurelia, 663 nucleotides. RefSeq lists its product as uncharacterized. The record is from RefSeq and is a predicted model, not a curated record. NCBI's taxonomy places the organism in Eukaryota, Ciliophora, Oligohymenophorea, Peniculida, Parameciidae. The transcript has a single exon.